Molecule: messenger RNA, 666 nt
Organism: Penaeus monodon (black tiger shrimp)
Lineage: Eukaryota; Metazoa; Arthropoda; Malacostraca; Decapoda; Penaeidae
Product: venom phosphodiesterase-like
Exons: 3
Coding region: 26-535 (169 amino acids)
Source: RefSeq, a predicted model, not a curated record
UAACCCGGGUCCCAGAGGGCGGUACAUGAAGGGCGCUUAUAAAGCCAUGAUUGGAGCUAUUCAGUGGUGGGCAGCACAUAAAGGAGGAAUUAAUGUUGUUCUUGGUCCUGUCUUUGAUUAUGACCUUAAUGGGAAAAAGGAUAGUAUGACAGAUGUUAUGAAUACAGUGAAACCACUGGUCCCAAGUGAUUACUAUUUAGUGAUUACCUCUUGUAAUGGUUCUCCAGUUGUAAAUUGUCCAGUAGAGCAGCUGGAUGUAUUACCAUUUGUUUUUCCAAACUCAGACGUCCAGGAUAAUUGUUUCAUGAGUGAUAUGGAAUACUUGCAGUACCACUUAACAACACUGAAAGACAUAGAACUACUGACAGGCUUGCGAUUCUUCAGAAAUGUCUAUAUCCGUGAUAGAGUAGUAAUCCAAACAGUUCAACCAACUGCUGUAUGGGAUCUACCUGCUGAAAGAGCUACAACAAGGAAAGUGAACAACAGGAUUGGCAAAUCAGAUCACAUUCCUGUUGAAGAGGUGACUGCAGAGUAAAAUGUAAUAAGUGUGAAAGCAUUUUGGUUAAUAUGAUAAUGUGUAUUCUCCUUCCAAGAUUGUGCAGAGACAUACCUGAAUACAUAGACUCUGCAAAUUAUCAAGCUGUGAUAUAAGUUUGAUUUACAAAA